Messenger RNA from Macaca mulatta (Rhesus monkey), 3342 nucleotides. It is a transcript of the gene A1CF, whose product is annotated as APOBEC1 complementation factor. The record is from RefSeq and is a predicted model, not a curated record. Gene Ontology annotation, molecular function: RNA binding. NCBI's taxonomy places the organism in Eukaryota, Metazoa, Chordata, Mammalia, Primates, Cercopithecidae.
UAUGACGAUUAGAGCAUAACCCGAGUAACACGUUGAAUUCGCCAUAAUCAAGGAAACCUUUUCCGGGUGGGGAUCUCUGAAAUUACUCAGUGAGCAACCCUAAUUAACCUGAUUUUUUGCUGAUAAUCACUCUCAAUGGAAUCAAAUCACAAAUCCGGGGAUGGAUUGAGCGGCACCCAGAAGGAAGCAGCCCUCCGCGCACUGGUCCAGCGCACAGGAUAUAGCUUGGUCCAGGAAAAUGGACAAAGAAAAUAUGGUGGCCCUCCACCUGGCUGGGAUGCUGCACCCCCUGAAAGAGGCUGUGAAAUUUUUAUUGGAAAACUUCCCCGAGACCUUUUUGAGGAUGAGCUUAUACCAUUAUGUGAAAAAAUCGGUAAAAUUUAUGAAAUGAGAAUGAUGAUGGAUUUUAAUGGCAACAAUAGAGGAUAUGCAUUUGUAACAUUCUCAAAUAAACUGGAAGCCAAGAAUGCAAUCAAGCAACUUAAUAAUUAUGAAAUUAGAAAUGGGCGCCUCUUAGGGGUUUGUGCCAGUGUGGACAACUGCCGAUUAUUUGUUGGGGGCAUCCCAAAAACCAAAAAGAGAGAAGAAAUCUUAUCGGAGAUGAAAAAGGUUACUGAAGGUGUUGUCGAUGUCAUCGUCUACCCAAGCGCUGCAGAUAAAACCAAAAACCGAGGCUUUGCCUUUGUGGAGUAUGAGAGUCAUCGAGCGGCUGCCAUGGCAAGGAGGAAACUGCUACCAGGAAGAAUUCAGUUAUGGGGACAUCCUAUUGCAGUAGACUGGGCAGAGCCAGAAGUAGAAGUUGAUGAAGAUACAAUGUCUUCAGUGAAAAUCCUAUAUGUAAGAAAUCUUAUGCUGUCUACCUCUGAAGAGAUGAUUGAAAAGGAAUUCAACAAUAUCAAACCAGGUGCUGUGGAGAGGGUGAAGAAAAUUCGAGACUAUGCUUUUGUGCACUUCAGUAACCGAGAAGAUGCAGUUGAGGCUAUGAAAGCUUUAAAUGGCAAGGUGCUGGACGGUUCCCCCAUUGAAGUCACCCUAGCAAAACCAGUGGACAAGGACAGUUAUGUUAGGUACACCCGAGGCACAGGUGGAAGGGGCACCAUGCUGCAAGGAGAGUAUACCUACUCUUUGGGCCAAGUUUAUGAUCCCACCACAACCUACCUUGGAGCUCCUGUCUUCUAUGCCCCUCAGGCUUAUGCAGCAAUUCCCAGUCUUCAUUUCCCAGCCACCAAAGGACACCUCAGCAACAGAGCCAUUAUCCGAGCCCCUUCUAUUAGAGAAAUUUACAUGAAUGUACCUGUAGGGGCUGCGGGAGUGAGAGGACUGGGCGGCCGUGGCUAUUUGGCAUACACAGGCCUGGGUCGAGGAUACCAGGCCAAAGGAGACAAAAGAGAAGACAAACUCUACGACAUUUUACCUGGGAUGGAGCUCACGCCAAUGAAUCCUGUCACGUUAAAACCCCAAGGAAUUAAACUCGCUCCCCAGAUAUUAGAAGAGAUUUGCCAGAAAAAUAACUGGGGACAGCCAGUGUACCAGCUGCACUCUGCCAUUGGACAAGACCAAAGACAACUAUUCUUAUACAAAAUAACCAUUCCUGCCCUAGCCAGCCAGAAUCCUGCAAUCCACCCUUUCACACCUCCGAAGCUGAGUGCCUAUGUGGAUGAAGCAAAGACGUACGCAGCUGAAUACACCCUGCAGACCCUGGGCAUCCCCACUGAUGGAGGCGAUGCUGGCACCAUGGCUACUGCUGCUACUGCUUUCCCAGGAUAUGCUGUCCCUAAUGCAACUGCACCUGUGUCUGCUGCCCAGCUCAAGCAAGCGGUAACCCUUGGACAAGACUUAGCAGCAUAUACAACCUAUGAGGUCUACCCAACUUUUGCAGUGACUGCUCGAGGGGAUGGAUAUGGCGCCUUCUGAAGAUACUUUUUUAAAUUUAAGAAUAAGACACACAAAACUCUAUUAAAAAAAAAAAAACAAAAAAAAAAAAAAAAAAAAACCUCUAACUCGGUCCCCCAAUGAUCAUAAAUAAUAUCUUUCCUAAAGAAAUGCCUUUCCAGAGACAGUAUAGUUUAUAUCAAUUGUAGAAUGGUGAAGAGCGUUCACGACUGUAGAAUCAGAAGAAUGUAAGAACGUUAUUCUGAAAUGAAAUCAAAUGUUAAAGAGCAUUUUGUUUAACAGAAAGCUGCCCCAAAAGUUGUUCUUCCAAUGUUCCUGAGUGUUUGGGGAGCAUGUUUACAAAUCCUGCCAGAGUGGAGAGAGAUCUUUUAGCUGGCAAGAGUUGGGAGGGACGGAGCAGACCUGGGCAGUCAGUAACAAUCAAGGGAAGCCAAGUAAACUCCAGAGUCUUACCUCUGGCUCACAGCUGCUUUUGUGAUACACAAAGUCACAAAGAGGAAAAGGGAAGGGAGGAGGCUGCUUUUCAAAAUGCAUGCACCAUGGCUCACCGUAUGGGGCGUGAUUGCAGGGCUGAGCUCAUGAAAGACUAUCCAAGAUUUUGUGGGUUCAACUUCUCUUCAGCAUGAAAAUUCCAUCCAGUCCAUUUGUCACAGAUCAGGAUCUUCCUGUCCCCUGCAGCCCAUGGGGACUUCCUAGAAAUAGAUAUGAUAUGUUGUAGAUAUGGUCGAAACAAAUACAGGCCCCAUUGUUUAUUCAGCUCAUUAGUCCACACCUAUUUUUCCCUAGAACUCCUACCUUUUCCAGUAAUCAUGCCAACAUGAGAUGACCUUUUCUAAUUUAAAAUUUUUUGACUUGUUCAUAGUGAUUGAUUUUCAUCAUCUCAGACUCAUUUUUUUCCUACCUAAUAUCAUAAAAAAGUAAAUCAGAUAUACAGAAUAUCAUUUAUGAUACUUCUUCCUUUCAGCAAAUUGACUGAAAAGUCAUUUUAAAGAGAGAAGUGCAGAUUUGCUCUCAUUUCUUUGAUAUUGUUGCAGUAUCCACCCCACCAACUAGCAAUUAGAGACAGUUAUAUUAACUUGGGGUUAGCUUUGAAUUAUCUAACCCAUUUAUUUUAAAUUUGCCUGGAAAUCCUCUAACUUUCCUUCCUUUUUGUUUCAAUAAGUAUCAGGCAGCUUCACCAUACCUGAGUCCUUUUGUCUUGAAGCUGCCACAGAAAAAUCUUACAUCAAUCAUUGCUGAUUAGAAACUGUUUCAGACAAUCAGCAUGGGUGUUAUUUACGAUAUUCACCCUAGAGUCCUGGACCUCUUCUCCAGGAACAUCUGAUGAUGAAGUGGGGGAGGGCAACGGCGCCACAAAACCCGGAACUGAGGUAAAGGGAAGGCACUACUUUCUUGCCAUACUUGUAAAUGAUUGCUUUGUUCAAACAUAAAUAAUCUAAGUCCAACACC